GAGGCGAAGGAAGGCCCCCGCGGAGGACGGCCGGCUUGGCCUCAGUUUCCGAUGAAGGCUGGAUGGAGGGGACUCUGGGGGAGCCUCGCCGGCGGCAGCAGCAGCGGGAACAUCGGCAGCUUCCCUCCCAAGGCCGGGAGGAGGGAGACGAGGAGGGGGAGCCAUUCCUUGUGGCUGAGCUGAAACCAGGGCGGCCUCAGCAAUACAACUGGAAAUCAAGCUGUGAGACGUGGAGCGUGGCCUUCUCCCCAGACGGCGCCUGGUUUGCCUGGUCUCAGGGCCACUGCAUUGUCAAGUUGCUUCCUUGGCCGUUGGAGGGGAUUGAGCAGAACUGCAAAGCUUUAGAGUGCAAGAACCAAUACACUAAAUCAGAGUCCAGGGGGCGAGGUGGGUCCAAGGAGAAGACACUGGAAUGUGGGAAGAUUGUCUGGGGUUUGGCUUUCAGCUCAUGGCUCCCUACCCACUCAAGGAAGCGCAUCCUACGGGGACCAAGUACUACAUGUUUGGUCCUUGCCACGGGACUGAACGAUGGCCAGAUUAAAAUCUGGGAGGUGCAGACAGGUCGCUUGUUGUUCAGCCUCUCAGGGCAUCAAGAUGUGGUGAGAGACCUAAGCUUCGUACCUGGUGAGAGUGGCUCAAUCCUGGUCUCUGCAUCCCGUGACAAAACCUUGCGCAUCUGGGACCUGAGUCAAAAUGGGAAGCAACUGAAGGUGCUGUCUGGACAUGUGCAGUGGGUCUACUGUUGCCGCAUCUCUCCUGAUGGUCAGAUGUUGUGCUCUGCUGCUGGAGAGAAAUCUGCCCUGCUCUGGAGUAUGCGUUCAUACAGCCUCCUCCGACGAUUAGAAGGGCACCAGGGCUGUGUUGUGUCCUGCGACUUUUCACCAGACUCAGCUCUUCUAGCAACUGCCUCAUAUGACACAUUUGUGAUACUCUGGGACCCCUGUACGGGGGAGCAGCUGAGAUCCCUCUGCCACAUUCCAUUACAGCCCCCUCUGGACCACAACAGCGACUUCCAUGCCAGCUCCCUGCGAUCCGUGUGCUUCUCACCUGAAGGCCUCUAUCUUGCAACUGUGGCAGAUGACAGACUUCUGAGGAUCUGGGCUUUAGAGCUUGGCAGCCCAGUUGCCUUUGCCCCGGUGAAGAAUGGUCUGUGUUGCACCUAUUAUCCACAUGGUGGGAUCAUUGCCACAGGGACAAGAGAUGGCCAUAUCCAGUUUUGGACAGCUCCCCAGGUGCUUUCCUCCCUUAAACACCUGUGCCGCAAAGUUCUCCGGGGAUGCUACACAACAUAUCAAGUUCUGGCACUUCCCAUUCCAAAGAAAAUGAAGGAAUUUCUCACCUACAGGACUUUGUGAGGUUAACUGGUUUGAUGAAGGUGUCCUGUCAGCUGCUGACUGCUUUUCAGCAGAGUGGCCUUGCCAGGACUCAUGCAGUAGCCUUGUGCUCUGCAACAUAGAGAGGGCAAAGGUGUGAGGACUUGUGUGGUAAGGUACCUUUUAUAUCCAGGGAUGUGGCUACACUUGUUGGCUACAGAAAAACCCAGGUCUCAUUUGCACGAGCCGCAAGGAAAAAAUGGAUUGGUUUUCAGCAUAUUUCACUUGGAAAUUCCCAUCCAUAGGCUACAAGUUUCUCCAGGACUCUUCUGUAUUUAACACACAUGCUCUAUGGAUUUGGAUUACUAUUAUUUGAUAGUGAAGAGGCUGCUUUGGGUUUAAGAGAAACUGGCUGUGUAUCAUUUCCUUUAAGCUGAAUGAAGAUGAAACUAUUUCAUCCUUUCUACUUUGACAUUUUCAGCAAGUGCACCUGAUAUUUAGCUUUCACAUGGGAGGACUGGUGAUCAAAGCUGUUCACUCUGAACUUCUUUCAUGGAUCUUACAAGGAUCUUGGAUUUUAUCAGGUGUUGGCUUCAGAGUUGGAGGGCAUAUUGCAACAUACCUGGUUGCAUAGAACUAUUGGGGUAGCUUUCAAGCUAGUCACAGCAACACUUGCUGAAGCUCUGGAUAACACUUCUCCCACUGGGUUCAGAGAUGAGGCAAGGCACUAUGUCCCCCCGCCCCCAAACCCAUAUUUGCAAGCAAGGAGGAUCCCGAACAAAAUCCUCUUAAAGUAUAUGUUGGCCCCUCUGGAGGGCUACACCCAUUUUCAAGCCCCUUUCCCCUGCAAAAGUUUAAAGAUCUUUUCUUUUGUUCUCUAAUUGGCCAGUAGUGCCCCUUCACAGCUUGUCGGACGUACUAAUGGCCACUUUGCUGUGUUCUGGAGGCCUUUUUUACAUUCCCUAUAGCUGUUCUAAGCCUCGGCUGGCUUUAUUUCUAAGUGGGUGGUGGCCAAUUAUUUUAUUCCUCUUUGGAAGAAAAAGCCCUGCCCAGAGCUAAGGAAGGUCAGCCCUCCUCAGAGGCUUCCAAAUACAACAAAAUAGCUAAUUUCACAUCCAAAAUCUUCGGCAAAUGCUACUGUGCCUUUUGGGCAUAUUCAAAAACGGCCUGGAAGGCCAGACAGUCCUUUACAUGGAAGCAGUCCUCUUCAGCAUAGAGAGGUCAGGCUAUUACAUCUCAGCAUCCCAACAUGGAUUUACUUUCAUUUUAAGGAUCCUGAGAUUUUAAGAAUCCAAUCAUGUUCAGGUUGGGUGGAAGCAGGGCUUUCAUUCCAGACUUUUAUGAACAUUGAUAUGAAGUACUGUAUUACGUAUAGACUAGCUAAGGCAGUCUGAAUUUUCUGAUAAUCAUGGGGGAAAUGUUGUGUGCCUUCAAGUUAACCCUAUCGCAGGGUUUUCUUGGCAAGAUCUCUUUAGAAAUUUGGUAUUGCCAUCUUCUGAGGCUGAGAGAGGGAGUUUCCCAGGGACACCCAGUGGGUUACUAUGGCUAACUGGUAUUUGACCCCAACUCUCCCAGUCCUAGUCCAACACUCAACUGCACCAUGUUGGCUCUCCAUGGGGUGUGGAUGUGGAGAAUUAUCACCUGCCAUUUUACAGUAGUCAUAUAUCACCCCUGCAGCCCAGUGUGGACUUUUUUGCUUUAUACCAUACCCUUGCUUUCAGUGGGCUGUACAACUAUAUUCUGGUACUGUCGUAUGUCACUUUUGAAAUUACACUACUGAACAUGCAUCAGGAUGCAAAGUGUAUUUGAGAAGGUGCUGGUGAAUAUAAUGUUAAAAAUAAAUGAUCAACUGUUUUUUCAGGAUACAGUAGGUGGAAACGUAUAUGGCUUCUGGAGGCGAAAAACUUGUUUUUAAAAUAUGCUUCAAUAGUCCCUCUAGCCAAACUGCAAUAAAGUGCUUAGACUGAA
Sceloporus undulatus (fence lizard) is the source of this 3281-nucleotide messenger RNA. RefSeq names its product WD repeat and SOCS box containing 2 (gene WSB2). The transcript is spliced from 9 exons. Bases 63 to 1355 code for a protein of 430 amino acids. Gene Ontology annotation, biological process: intracellular signal transduction. NCBI's taxonomy places the organism in Eukaryota, Metazoa, Chordata, Lepidosauria, Squamata, Phrynosomatidae. Gene Ontology annotation, molecular function: protein binding. The record is from RefSeq and is a predicted model, not a curated record.